Molecule: messenger RNA, 2011 nt
Organism: Cannabis sativa
Lineage: Eukaryota; Viridiplantae; Streptophyta; Magnoliopsida; Rosales; Cannabaceae
Product: probable protein phosphatase 2C 43
Exons: 4
Coding region: 566-1696 (376 amino acids)
Biological process (GO): protein dephosphorylation
Molecular function (GO): protein serine/threonine phosphatase activity; cation binding
Source: RefSeq, a predicted model, not a curated record
AAAAUUAAUGGCUUAACUGUAAUUAAAUAACUAAUUAUGGUUUAUUUUGGUAAUUUCACCUUUCGAAGCAAGUGAUGAUCACACGCUUUCGUCAACCUUUCCCUUCCUUUCUUCCAUCAACUAGUCCCUCCUUCCCUCCCUCUGCAACAAAGUAACAAUCCUCACUCUCUCUCUCUCCCUCUCUCUCUAUCGCACGUACAAACCAACACUGUCCCUUUUUCUAACAGAUCUCCACGAACAUUUCCUUUCUCUCUCCCCCACUUUCUCUCACUUCUCAAAUUUCUCUAUUUCCUCAAAUAUCUCUUUCUUGAACCCAUUUCGUUUUCUUCACUCUUUCUUUCUCUGCCGCUCAUUCGAUCACUUGUUCUCAGCGUCUCUACUCCUUUAUAACCCAUUUUAGGCUUCUGGGUUACUUUCAUUUUCAUUAAAUCUUGAACCCUUUUGGCCUUUUCUUUAAUCUGUUAUUACUGUGUUGUUUUCUUUCUUGGUGGUGGGUUUUCGAGAGUCGAAGAAGAUUGAAGAGAAGAAUAACACGAGACGGUGUAGUGUUAAAGGGAAAUGAGGGAUGUUGUCGAGGUUGGGAAACCUAGCGUCCGCGUGUUGGAAACCACUGAGGUAUGCCCGUAUGAAGAAGGAUGAUGGAGGAGAUUCUGAGGACUCGCUCCUAUGGUACAGAGACCUCGAUCAGCACUCCUUUGGUGAAUUCUCUUUUGCUGUGGUUCAAGCAAACAGCGUGCUUGAAGAUUAUAGCCAAGUCGAGAUUGGCCGGGACGCUACUUUUGUGGGUAUCUACGAUGGCCAUGGCGGCCCUGAAGCUGCGCGUUACGUCAGGGAUAACCUUUUUAAUGACCUAAUAAGGAUUGCUCGAGAAAGAAGCACCAUUUCUGAAGAUGUUAUUAGAGGUGCCUUUAAUGCUACUGAAGAAGGGUUUAUCUCUGUUGUGCGGAGGUCGUUUUCUCUAAGACCAAUAAUUGCGGCAAUGGGAUCUUGUUGUCUGGUUGGAAUUAUCUGGAAUGGUAAAUUGUUGAUUGCCAAUGUAGGCGACUCGCGAGCUGUGCUUGGUUCUGUAGGUGAAUCGAAUAAAGUAGUUGCUGAGCAGUUGACUGUGGAUCAUAAUGCAAGCAGUGAGGAUGUUAGAAAUGAACUCCGGUCUUUGCAUUCUGAUGAUGCCAGCAUAGUGGUUAAGAGAGAGGGAGUUUGGCGAAUCAAAGGCAUUAUUCAGGUAUCUAGAUCCAUAGGUGAUGCAUACUUGAAGAGGAGAGAGUUUUCACUCAAUAUUCCGAGAUUUCGACUUACUGAACCACUCCGCCGUCCUGUACUAACAGCAGAACCAUCAUUGUACACUAGAGUUCUGCAUAACAAUGACAAGUUUUUGAUCUUCGCUUCCGAUGGGCUUUGGGAACACUUAAGCAAUCAAGAAGCUGCUGCAAUUGUGCAUAAUAACCCUCGAGCAGGUAUAGCAAAACGACUCCUGAAAGCUGCUUUAAUGGAGGCAGCUAGGAAAGUGAGGAUUACAUACGAUGAUGUUAAGCAAUGUAAAGCGGGAGAGCGGCGGCAAAUUCAUGAUGACAUAUCUGUGGUGGUGAUGUUUCUGGAUCAUGUGACGGGGCAAAAUGGCUCUGUACCUGAGUUGUCAUUCAAAGGCUUUAACAACAAUAUUGUAGCAUCAAAUUUUGAUCUUGAAGGAAUCACGUGAUGACGAAUAAUGGGAUUAUAGAUUUGAAGGUCAAGAAGACCCAGGUUUUCAGCUGGAUUUAAUUUUUCAUUUUUCACAUUUUUUGCAACAUAAUAUUGUUGUUUCUCCCAACUUGGUUAACAUUUUCUUUUUUUGAGAUUGAAUAUUCUAAAACUGAUUCCUUUUUUUUUUUUCCCACAAGUUGUGAAUCCUUUUGAGAUAAUGUCACUUAGCUAAUCUAGGUGGAAUUUUGUUGAGUUUACAUGAUGUAUGUAGUCUUCUUGUGUAUACACUCGGAAUUACAUUUGGUUCUUCUAAUAAAGCUGCUCUUGUUAA